Molecule: messenger RNA, 3985 nt
Organism: Ctenocephalides felis (cat flea)
Lineage: Eukaryota; Metazoa; Arthropoda; Insecta; Siphonaptera; Pulicidae
Exons: 12
Coding region: 110-3985 (1291 amino acids)
Biological process (GO): ribosome biogenesis
Cellular component (GO): nucleolus
Source: RefSeq, a predicted model, not a curated record
AAAUUUUAUGUGUGACUACUUAUGCGUUAUUAUCACAAACGUUGUUUCUAUCUAGCUUUAAUUUUUUAUCAUUUAUUAUUCCAGUUCGAAUAGUUGUGAUUCAUUUGAAAUGGCUUUAGCAAUAGAAUUAAAACGUCGCCUGGACGAUAAUGAUUCACCAUUAUGCAAAAGAAUUCGGAUGGCUGAGGAUAUAUUUAAAUCAAACAAUUUCCCAUUAACAUCUCACAGAAAUAUUACAUUAAAUUGGCUCUGCAAUUUGGCCGAUAAUAGUACAGAUGAUUUUUCGUGGAUAGAAUCUAUUAAAAAGUGUUUUGGUACACCAUUUGCUUACGCUGAUUUAGAUAACUCGCUCAUAGAAAAUUUAAUCAAGAUACUUUUAAAUAAAUUAGAAUCACAGUCUUUGGAAAUAGUUGAUGGCUUGAUUAGCGUAAUUGAUAAUACUUCAGUACAAAAAUAUUUUGUAUCAAAUUUACCAUUGUGGAACAAGGUUAUUGUAAAGUUAAUAAAAACUAGUGAAGCUUGCACAAAUACAAAUAAUCAAAGAAGUGAAAUCUUAUUGUAUGUAAAUAAGAUUAUUGCAUAUUUAAUCAAUCUUCAUAAAAUUGCUUUGGAUCAAGAUAUUUAUUAUGAAAAUGUUUUAAAAGGAGCUCUUGUGAAUUUAAUUUCGCUUCUUGAUAAAAUAGAGGAUGAGGAUUUGAACAACAAAUGUGUAGAAUUAAUUCAAAAUUGUGUUUUUACUAAAGAUAGUACAAAAUUUAUUGAACACUUCAUGGAUGUAUUUGAUCAUUUGGAGGCAAAAGGGUGCUCAGAACUUGCCUUCAAAAUUUUAUGUAUUGCUUAUAUUAAAGCUUACAAAGAAAGCUCGAAUAUUAUUAAAUUGUUCAAAAGAAUUAUUGAUUGCAACAAGACCAACAAAUUUUAUCCAUGCAUACUCAUGGAUAUUUUUAAAAUUGAGGAUGUUUCUCUAGAAAUUGAAGAUAAUGGUGAAACGUUAAUGUCAUAUCUUCAAAAAUAUUCAAUGGACAUUUUAUCUAGUUCUGUUAAUUCUGAUAAAUUCAUGUUUUCGUUUUUGAAUUCAGCAAUAUUAUUAAAUCCAUUAAUCAUUGAACCACAACUGAAAGAGUUCUUAAUCAAGUCUAUGUUGAUGAAGAAAGAAAGUACCGAAGGUCUACUUGAAUUUUCUACAUUUCUCAAGCAUGUUGUUCAAACUUUAUCAAAAUUGAAUAGAAUUCAUAAAUUACCCUUGUUAUUGCUUAAUGAUCUUGAUGCAGUGAUACAAGUAGAAUGUGCUUCCAAUGAGAAUGUCAAAUCGGAUUAUCAUAUUGAACAAAUUUGGCCUCUUGAGGUCGCAGAGCACUGGGGUAAUUCAAUGGAAGGUCUAAAUGCCAGCAUUACAUGGAACACACUACAAAGUCUUCUGUAUACUCUUGAUAAUAAGGGAAUACUAAAUAAAAAAGAUGAUACGAAUGUUUUUGGUGCCUCUGUAAUGACACAAGUAAUCUUGCGUUUCAUUACCAGUUUUUUAAAGAACUGUAAAUUGCCAUUGAUGUCUAAAGAAAAUUAUACAAAAUUGUGGGAUCAUAGUAAAAAAUCUUUUGAAAUUCUAGCUAAAGUUGCUCUUAUCAUUGUUAAAGAAAAGUUACAUGGCUUGUUGGUGCAUUGGCUCGAAACAGCAUACAUAGUUGGUGAAUUUAUAAUAAUGCUAAAAUAUUAUUGGAAUUGCAUGGACACCCAAUUGCAACUACAACUGAUCGAACAAUAUUUCAAUGAAAAACAUUGGAACAAAUUAUGUAAAUUAGUUAAAGAAAGUGAUUGCACAAAAUCAAAAGACUACUUGAAUAACAUACAUCUUCAAAAGUUACGAUAUAAAAUGAUGAUACGCAGUUUAAAUAACAAGCAUGACCUAAAGGAAGAACUAAAAGUAGUCUAUAACAAUUGGGAAAAUAUUUUAAAUUCAAAACUUAUAUUCAAAUCCUUACUACCCUUAAUGACACAGGCUCAAGUUAUAGAAUUAGUUAAUAAUUCUAUCAAUGAUAUAGUUAAACCAAAUAAUCUGCACAUAUUACAAUCAGAUUAUAUACAGGAAAACAAUAAUUUCAUUUCAGUAACUUUAUACAGCAUAUUUCAUGAAAUUGCUAAAUUAUUAUUGAAAUCAGUGAAAAUAGUUGAAGAAUUUAAUAUUUCAGAGAUAUUAGAUGAUAAACAAAAGUUUUUGAUUUCGAUUGGUGAAACUUUAGAAAAAGAUUUUGUUGUGGAGUCUCCAAUUGCUGAUGUAGCAGCUCUUGAAAUUUAUUUAAAAGCACUUGUAGCAUUGAACUUGCAAUUUUUAGACAAUACAACGAAAUGCAGUAUAUAUUUUUUUAUAAUUUCUGUUUUUGCGUAUUUGAAUGAAGUUAAUAAAUUAGUAAAUGAUGAUAGUAAUUAUCAAGCACAUGUUGAAGAGUGUCGGAGCACUUGUGGAGUAAUAUUAGCAAAUGUUUUAGAAAGUGGAACAAGUUUCAAUGUUGAUGAUUACAUAUCUUCUACCGUUUAUUUAAAGAUAUCUUCCUGGAUAUCAAAAACAGAACUUAUCCAACCAAUCAUAGAAAUGUCGAUGAAAGAAAAUGCUAAUAUAAUUCCUAAGCUUAAUAAAGUUGUGAAGAAAAUUCACAAAAAUUAUCAAAGUUUACCUGAAGACAGCAUUCCAAGUAAAUUACAUGAAUUACUUAUUGUUCCUACUAUUUGUCUCACUCUUUCAACCAAGAUGAAAAAGUUGCAUAAAGAACAACGUGCUUUGGUUACAAAAUUGAGAAACAAAUGUGUCGAUAUUAUCCACAAUAUAAUUACAAAAUAUUCUAGCAAUGCACCUCUUGAAAUUCUAUUACCAAGUUAUAAUCAAUUAUUACAAUUGUGGAUUAACAAUAUCGAAGCUAAAGAUAACAUUAAAGAUAUUGUAACAGUUUUACCUAUUUAUUUAAAAUACUCUAUGGACACUAUACAAAUAAAAAGUAAGGGUGAUGCACACUCCUUUAUUAUGCUUGUUACAAGAAAUCAAAAACAUUUUAUGGACGAUUUGCCUGAAAAUUUUGUUAUGGAUUUAUGGGACGUAUAUUACAAAAUUAAUUGUAAUAUUCAGAAUAUUUCUUCUACCGAAACUGUUCUUGCUUUGUUAGAAAGUUGUGAUGAUAAACAAUUUGAAGAAAUUAUUUUAAAAUUAAAUGACAAUACUAUAAAAUCUAUGGAGUGCGAAAAAGACUUCCCAAACAGUAUAAACCUGUGGGUAAAUAUUACAGAAGCAAUGUUAAGUGGAAACAAGACUAAAUUACGACUUGAAAUAUUAACAAAAUUAUGUCAAGAUCUUUUGGCAUUGAUUACAAAAGGCCAUUACACAAAUGGAACAAAUACUCUAGUUAUAAUGAAAUUCUUCUUAACAAUUACAAAAAAUCCUUUGCUUCAAAUUAACGUAUUAGUGAUUGAAUCAAUUUUAAGUGCUGUUUUCCUAACACCUUUUGAUGAUUUAUCAACAUUCGGAGUGGAUCUGUUUAAAACUUGUUCUGAAAUUGUGAACUUUACUUUGCUUAAAAGAACAGCAUUGAUAUUAGACAGACUCCCUGUGGUAAUAUAUGGAAUACGUUAUUUAAUUAAAAUCUUGGCACGGUGGUCUGCUUCAAAAGAAUCCGAUAGUGUGGAAAAAGAUAGUUUCCAAAGUGUACUAGCAGAUCUUGGGCACUCUAUAGAAAAGGUUUUUACUUCGCUCAUAAAGUUAAAACGCAAUUUAUCAAGGCCUGCUUACUUGAUGCACGAUGUAAUAGUUGAACUUUCUUCUUACACUUUAAAAAAUGAAAUUAAGCAAUCCUUACUGAAUUGCUGUUAUCAAAUACAUAGCCUAUGCGACUCUCAUGCACUCAAAUAUUUGAAUACUGUAUCUAGUGUUGCUAAUAGAGAAAUAUUCAAAAAUAUUCAUGAAACCUAUAAUAAAUUUCAUAUGUUCAAAGGUAAAAUAUAA